GGCCGUGUGGCUGCUUCCCAUUUAUCCUGGUUAGCAUCAAAGCAAACAAGCCGCACCAGUCAACCAUCCGAAGCAUCCUCAUCUCCAGGCUUUCUAAAGGCCUCAAAGAGAGACAAUCUUUUUGUUUUGGGUCUAUUUGAACGCUCCUGUUCUGCCUUGCCACUGUCGCCGAAGCCAAACCGAACGUUCCUCGCAGCUGAACUGUCAACAUGGGUCAGAACCAGUCUGGUAUGGGCCCAGGCCAGGAUGGCCGCGACGAGAAGGAUAAGAAGAAGGACAAGCCCAAGUAUGAACCCCCACCAAAGCCUACCAUGCGCGUUGGCCGCAAAAAGAGAAAGCAGGGUGGUACCAGCGCUGCCGCCAAGCUUCCCGCCAUCUACCCCAGCCAGCGCUGCAAGCUCCGCCUCUUGCGGAUGCAGCGCAUACACGACCAUUUGCUCCUCGAGGAGGAGUACGUCGAGAACCAGGAACGUCUCCGCAAGGCAAAGGCGGCAAAGGACAGCUCUGCUCCUGCCGCUGCUGACGACCACGCCGAUGACCGUAACGCCGACGAGCGUGGCCGUGUCGACGAUAUGAGGGGAAGUCCCAUGGGUGUCGGCACCCUCGAGGAGAUGAUCGACGACGACCACGCCAUCGUAUCCAGCACUACCGGCCCCGAAUACUACGUCAGCAUCAUGAGCUUUGUCGACAAGGACCUUCUCGAGCCCGGCGCUAGCGUCCUGCUGCACCACAAGAGCGUCAGCAUCGUGGGUGUCCUGACGGACGAUACGGACCCUGCCGUCAGCGUCAUGAAACUGGACAAGGCCCCGACCGAGUCAUAUGCGGACAUUGGCGGCCUGGAGCAGCAGAUCCAGGAGGUCAGGGAGUCGGUCGAGCUGCCCCUGCUGCACCCGGAGCUGUACGAGGAGAUGGGCAUCAAACCGCCCAAGGGCGUUAUUCUCUACGGCGCUCCAGGUACUGGAAAAACUCUCUUGGCCAAAGCCGUGGCAAAUCAGACGUCUGCAACCUUCCUGCGCAUUGUUGGCUCCGAGCUGAUCCAGAAGUAUCUCGGUGACGGGCCCCGCCUGGUCCGCCAGCUCUUCCAGGCAAAGAACGCUCCGUCGAUUGUCUUCAUUGACGAGAUUGAUGCUAUCGGCACAAAGCGUUACGAGUCUACGUCGGGUGGCGAGCGAGAGGUGCAGCGGACCAUGCUUGAGCUUCUCAACCAGCUGGACGGCUUCGAUGAUCGCGGCGACGUCAAGGUCAUCAUGGCAACCAACAAGAUCGAGACGCUGGAUCCUGCCCUGAUUAGGCCUGGCCGAAUCGACCGAAAGAUUCUCUUUGAGCCUCCAGACCAGAACACGAAGCGCAAGAUCUUCAACUUGCACACGUCCAAGAUGAACCUCAAUGAAGACGUGGAACUAGAGGAAUUCAUCGCGCAGAAGGAUGAUCUCUCUGGCGCCGAUAUCAAGGCCAUCUGCUCCGAGGCUGGCUUAUUGGCACUGCGAGAGAGACGUAUGCGGGUGCAGAUGUCCGACUUCCGGUCUGCACGUGAGAGAGUGCUCCGGACGAAGCAGGAAGGCGAACCCGAGGGAUUGUAUUUGUAG
This is a messenger RNA of Cryphonectria parasitica EP155, 1586 nucleotides long. RefSeq lists its product as uncharacterized. Gene Ontology annotation, molecular function: ATP binding; ATP hydrolysis activity; proteasome-activating activity. Bases 210 to 1586 code for a protein of 458 amino acids. The transcript is spliced from 4 exons. The record is from RefSeq and is a predicted model, not a curated record. Gene Ontology annotation, cellular component: proteasome regulatory particle, base subcomplex. NCBI's taxonomy places the organism in Eukaryota, Fungi, Ascomycota, Sordariomycetes, Diaporthales, Cryphonectriaceae. Gene Ontology annotation, biological process: proteasome-mediated ubiquitin-dependent protein catabolic process.